This is a messenger RNA of Mucor mucedo, 943 nucleotides long. RefSeq names its product base non specific RNase Rh. The transcript is spliced from 7 exons. Gene Ontology annotation, biological process: RNA catabolic process. Gene Ontology annotation, cellular component: extracellular region. Gene Ontology annotation, molecular function: RNA binding; ribonuclease T2 activity. The record is from RefSeq and is a predicted model, not a curated record. Bases 60 to 818 code for a protein of 252 amino acids. NCBI's taxonomy places the organism in Eukaryota, Fungi, Mucoromycota, Mucoromycetes, Mucorales, Mucoraceae.
AACUUAAUAAAAAUUGCUGCCCUCUCUCACUCCUCCCCCCUCAAUCACCUUUUUUUUUCAUGAAACUUUUAACAUCUCUAAUUGCCCUUGUGGGGUUUACCUCUGCGCAAUUAAUAAUUCAAGGUACAGAUUCUCUCUCUGAACCUGAUUAUUGUGACACAACGACCUUAUCAUGUCAUUGGACUGGAUCGGUGGAUGCAUGCUGUUCACCAAAGUACGGCCUCGUCGUACUUGCUCUCCAAUGGAUGCCUGGCUUUGGUCCUAAUGAUGAAUUUACCAUUCACGGUUUAUGGCCUGAUACGUGUUCUGGUCGUAUGGCACCUGGUCGUGGCUGUGACAAUAGUAGAAACACGAACCAAAUUGCAUCCAUUGUUCGCAACAUGAAUUCCACCAUGUAUGGUCGCAUGAAUACCUUUUGGCCGAGUAAUAAGGGCGAUAACAAUUGGUUUUGGUCACAUGAAUGGACCAAACAUGGCACGUGUGUAAGCACACUACGUCCUACUUGCUACGGUCCCACUUAUAAGAAAUACCAAGACGUCAUUGAAUAUUUUGAGCAAGUGCUUGAUCUCCGUGAUAGAUUUGAUCUAUUUGGUGCAUUAAAUUUAAAUGGUGUAUCACCUGGCCGUCACUAUAAUGUCGAAACAAUCCGAGAUGCCAUCAAGUCCACUUACGGAGCUAAUGUCAAACUGGAUUGUCACGGAAACCAACUCUCAGAGAUAUCGCUUAAUUUUUACGUGCGUGGUCGAGACAAGUAUGAAAUCACCAACGUUCAACGUGCCGGUAAUUGUCGUGGCGCCGUCUACUAUCCUAAAAAAUAACAUACCCCGUCCCCGUUUAUGUAUCUGAAACAGCACACUCUGUGAAAAUACCAAUAACAAGGAAAUUAAGGCCGUAUGCGGCCUUUCUCUCUUUUAAAUAAAUAUGCACCUAUAAAAAUGAAGCA